Messenger RNA from Racocetra persica, 260 nucleotides. The record is from the annotation of a GenBank genome assembly. Lineage: Eukaryota; Fungi; Glomeromycota; Glomeromycetes; Diversisporales; Gigasporaceae.
GAGAGAUAGUAAAGUCAAUGAAACAAUUAGAGGAAAGGAUAAUUGAUUAUCGGCAAGGGGGGUUGAAGGAGGAGGUUGAGGUGGAGCAGUUUGUUGAGCAAGAUUGCUGGGAUUGUUUGGAGUGUUGUGGACAGAAAGAAAUUAAAAAAGAUAAAGGCAAAACUAAGGGGAUUAUAUCAGAACCAAAGGUUACUUCCGAACAAAAAGGAGAAAGUUCUACCCAGGCUCAGAUAGAAAUUCCUCCUAAAAAAGAAAUUUAA